CUUCUUCUUCUUCUUCCUCUUCUUUAUGUUUGUUUUCUGACAUGAUAAAAAGAUAAAAAAAAAAGAAUUCAUGCACAGGGUAUGGCUUUAAAAAAAUACACGCUAGUACGGUCACAUUCUGAAAAAAAGGGCACGGCUUUUUUUCUUUUUGUAUUUUUCGUCUUUUGUCUUUGGUAAUGACAAGUUAUAUCAAGUUCACACCCAUUUCAGGUGCCAAAAAUGAAGAUCCUUUAUGUUAUUUAUUAGAAAUUGAUGAAGUUAAGAUCUUAUUGGACUGUGGAUGGUCAGAUACGUUUCAUGUCGAUGAUUUAGCCAAUUUGAAAAAAGUAGCAAAGCAGAUUGACGCACUUGUGAUAUCCCAUUCAGAUCUAUCUCAUUUGGGUGCUUAUCCUUAUGCCCGUAGUCAUCUUGGCAUGACUUGUCCUGUCUAUUCCACGAUUCCUGUGGCCAACAUGGGCAAGAUGUGCAUGUAUGAUAUGUAUCAAUCCAAGACCAAUGAAAUGGAGUUUGAAGCGUUUAGUUUAGAAGAUGUCGAUAAUGCAUUUGAUAAAAUUACGCCCCUUCGAUAUUCACAACCCUUCUCUUUAACUGGCAAAUGUCAAGGUAUUACCAUUACAGCUUAUGCAGCAGCACAUACGAUUGGUGGUACAAUAUGGAAAAUCAAACAAGAUACAGAGGAAAUAGUCUAUGCAGUUGAUUUCAAUCAUAGAAAAGAACAUCAUUUAGAUGGAACUGUAUUGCAUUCAGGUGGUGUUGUAUUGGAUGCCCUUGUACGUCCUUCCUUAUUGAUCACAGAUGCCUAUAAUUCACAAGUUGUGCAUCCAGCCAGAAAAGACAGAUAUGCCGCUAUGUUUGAUACCAUGCUUCAAUCUUUAAAACAAGGCGGUUCUGUACUCUUACCUACAGACUCUUCAGCCCGUGUGCUUGAACUUUCUUAUUUACUCGACCAAUACUGGACACAACAUCAAUACAAUUAUCCAUUGAUUAUGCUGUCCAACACAAGUUAUCAUACAGCUCAUUUUGCCAAAAGUAUGUUGGAAUGGAUGGGAGAAGAAUUCACCAAACACUUUUCACAAACAAGAGAGAAUCCUUAUGAGUUCAAAUACCUUCGACUGUGUCACAAGAUACAAGACCUUGAUCUUCACCCAGGACCUAAAGUGGUCAUUGCCAGCCAUCAUAGUCUAGAAACAGGUUUUGCUCGUGACUUGUUUAUUCAAUGGAUGACAUUGCCUGUAGGCAUCCAAAGCAUACAACACAACACACUGAUCUUGACUGACAGAUCAGGGCCUGGUUCAUUAGCACGCCACUUGUAUGAUGAUUGGAAUCAACAGACAAGUGCCACCCAAGUCACUCCACAUCGCCACAAGACACCUGUUCAGCCAGCCAUCGAAUACCAUACCACGUUGGACCUGACGGUGUAUAAGCGAGUGCCUCUUGAAGGGGCUGAAUUGAUGGCAUUUGAAGCCAACCAACGAGCUAAAGCAGAAAGAGAUGCAGCUCAAGCAGCCAUGAUUGCACGAAGCAAGACCAUCAUGGAAGAUGAUGAGUCUGAUUCUUCUGACUUGGAUGAUGGGGAUGAUAACAUGGAAGAUUUACUGACCAAGCAAUUUGACCUUUAUGUGCGUGAUGCUGGUAAAUCAGGAGGUUUCUUUAAACAGACACAGAGUUAUCGCAUGUUUCCCUAUCUUGAGAAGCGUAAAAAGAUUGAUGAUUAUGGUGAAGCUAUUCAAGUGGAGCAUUAUAUGAAGGCAUCAGAUUUUGAGAGAAUAGAGCAAGAGAAAAAAAAUCUAGAUGAAGGAGCCAAUUUUGCUAAAGAAGAUGAAAUGAUGCUCGAUAUUGAUGAACCAUUACUGCCAGGAAGAGAUGAAUCGCCUACCAAAUAUACCUCAACAAACGAAAAAUUGCAAGUGCAAUGUGUAUUAAGAUAUGUAGAUUUAGAAGGUCUUUCAGAUGGUCGAUCCAUGAAGACCAUUUUACCACAAAUUGCUCCUCGAAAACUGAUCAUCGUUCAUGGUUCAAAAGCAUCUACAGAAGACCUUGCCAAUGCUUUCCAAGGCACAGACCAUUUUACAAAGGAAAUCUUUACACCUUCUGUGAGCGAAGUCUUGAACGUAUCUGCUGCUACCAAUAUCUACCGCAUCAAACUAACAGAUAGCAUGGUCAGCUCACUUCGGUUCUCCAAGCUGGAUGAUUAUGAACUGGCACGGGUGGUUGGUCGUAUUCAUUUCCCUGAUGACUCCACAACGCCUUCUCUUGAUGUUGCUUCUGCAGAAGAAGAAGAUAUCAAGUUUGAACCUUCUGUGUUUGUGGGUGAUGUUCGUCUAUCUGAAUUCAGAAAAGUCUUACAAGCAGAAGGUAUUCAAGCUGAAUUUAAAGGAGAGGGUAUUCUUGUCUGUAAUGAUCAAGUAGCUGUUCGAAAGACGGGCACAGGCCAAUUAUUAGUGGAAGGUGCAUUGUCUGUAGAUUAUUACAAGAUUCGUUCUUUAUUGUACUCUCAACAUGCUAUUUUAUAAGAAAAAAAAAUUAAAGUUAACUCUAAUCCAUGAGAGCAAUUGAAAAAGUGGGGGGAGGGGGAGGAAAAAGGAGCAAAUGCAGAUAAAGAAAAAGAGAUGGGCAGUAAUGGACCAUGUAUCUUCUUUUAUGCUGAUAAACACUCUUUGAUUCUCCGUUUCUAAAUUAAUGCUCACCCACUUUUGCGUAUGUUUGUAUAGACAGAGAUCUCUGGACUGAGACUUCCUAAUGAAACAUUAUUGAUAUUACUAUACUUUUCAACCAAUUCACAUUAAAAGUAAGCCUUAGCUUUGUGUGAUUUAAC
This is a messenger RNA of Gilbertella persicaria, 2815 nucleotides long. Its product is annotated as beta-lactamase-like protein. Gene Ontology annotation, cellular component: mRNA cleavage and polyadenylation specificity factor complex. Gene Ontology annotation, molecular function: RNA binding. The transcript has 8 exons. The record is from RefSeq and is a predicted model, not a curated record. NCBI's taxonomy places the organism in Eukaryota, Fungi, Mucoromycota, Mucoromycetes, Mucorales, Choanephoraceae. Gene Ontology annotation, biological process: mRNA 3'-end processing by stem-loop binding and cleavage. Bases 177 to 2513 code for a protein of 778 amino acids.